CCGUGCUGACCAGCGGGAGCGGUGAGGAGAGAAGCCAUUAGCUAAAUCCGAAUCCGAGAAUCCCAAACAGCGGUUCUAAGUUUUUUCAUCCGAGAUGGGGCGACACCGGAGACCGCUGGAGGAGACCAAGCUGCGGGGAGAAGCUUUACCUCCAGACGUUCUAAAAGUGAUUGUUGGUAAAGAGGAGCCGCAAGAGUGUAGCUCCAGUGUGGACCAGCAGGAGCCAGAGUACCCCCCACACAUUAAAGAGGAACCAGAGGAACUGUGGAGCAGUCAGGAGGGAAAGCAGAUUGAAGGGCGGGAGGAGGCUGAUAUUACUAAGUUCCCAUUCACUCCUGUCCCUAUAAAGAGUGAAGAUGAUGAAGAGGAAGCUCAGUCCUCACAGCUUCAUCAAAGAAAAAAUCAACACAUGGAAACAGAAGCUGAUGGGGAGGACUUUGGAGGACCAGAACCAGCCAGGAACUCACAUCCACUUUUACAACCAGAGACUGAUGACAGUGUUGAUAGUGAUUUUUGGAAAGAGACAAGACCGCGAUCAUUUAGCUGCUCUAACUGUGGGAAAACAUUUGCCUGCAAGGCAGAUCUGAAGACACACAUGAAAUGUCACACAGGAGAAAAAACUUACAGCUGCUCAGUUUGUAAGAAAUCUUUUACGCAGAGUUGGUGUUUACAGAAACACAUGAGAGUUCACACAGGAGAGAAACCAUUUAGCUGCUCUGAGUGUGGUAAAGCUUUUACGCAGAAACUACGUUUACAGAUACAUAUGGCCCACCACACAGGAGAGAAACCAUACAGCUGUGUAGUUUGUGAGCGAAGAUUCCCCUGGUCCACCAGCCUCAAUGUUCAUCAGUGUGUUGGUAGUCAGACCUCACAGCUUCAUCAAAGACAGGCUCAACACAUGGAAACAGAAGCUGAUGGAAAAGACUGUGGAGGACCAGAACCAGCCAGGAACUUGCCUCCACUUUCACAACCAGACUCUUCUGAUCCUGAGACUGAUGACAGUGCUGAUUGGAAGGAGACUAGAGAUCCCCAGUCAGCUUUAAACUCUCUGAAACAUGAUUCAAGAUGUAAGAAACCAUUCAGCUGCUCUAAGUGUGGGAAAAGAUUUGGCUUCAAGUCACAUCUGAAGACACACAUGAUAAGUCACACAGGAGAAAAACCUUUUAGCUGCUCAGUUUGUAAGAAAUAUUUUACACAGAGUGGACAUUUACAAAAACACAUGAGAACUCACACAGGAGAGAAGCCUUUUAGCUGCUCAGUUUGUAAUAAAUCUUUUACACAGAGUGAAAAUUUACGGUCACACAUGAGAAAUCAUACAGGAGAGAAACCUUUUAGCUGCUCUGAGUGUGGUAGAGCUUUUAGUGAAAAUGGAACCCUGAAGAAACACAUGAUAACUCACACAGGAGAAAAACCUUUCAGCUGCUCAGUUUGUAAAAAAUCUUUUACACAAGGUGGACAUUUACAAACACACAUGAGAAUCCACAAAGGAGAAAAACCUUUUAGUUGCUCUGAGUGUGGUAAAGCUUUCACUGAAAGUCAACACCUAAAGAGACACAUGAUAACUCACACAGGAGAAAAACCUUUCAGCUGCUCUGAGUGUCAAAGGAAAUUUGGUCGCAAGUCAGAUCUGGAAGAUCACAUGAUAACUCACACAGGACAAAAACGUUUUAGCUGCAGUGUUUGUAAUAAAUAUUUUACACAGAGAGGAAGUGUACAAAAACACAUGAGAAUCCACACAGGAGAAAAACCAUUUAGCUGCUCUGAGUGUGGUAAAGCUUUCACUGAACGUGGAACCCUGAAGACCCACAUGAUGACUCAUUCUAGAGAAAAACUAUUCAGCUGCUUAGUCUGUAAAAAAUGUUUUACACAGAAUGGAAAUUUACAAAAACACAUGAGGAUCCACACAGGAGAGAAGCCUUUUAGCUGCUCUGAGUGUGGUAAAACCUUCAGUGACAGUGGAACCCUGAAGAACCACAUGAUAACUCACACAGGAGAAAAACCUUUCAGCUGCUCAGUCUGUAAAAAAUCUUUUGCACGGAGUGGAGAUUUAUGGUCACACAUGGCUGUCCACACAAGAGAGAAAAGAUUCAGCUGCAGUGUUUGUAACAAAAGAUUUGCAUGGCGCUCUCAGUUCAAAACACAUAAAUGUGUUGGUCCGAUGGAGACAGAAGCUGAUGGAGAGGACUGUGGAGGACCAGAACCAGCCAGGAACUCACAUCCACCAUUACAACCAGAGACUGAAGACCAGGCAUGAGGCUCUUCUGAUCCUGAGACAGAUUAUUUGUGAUCAAAUUCUUUUUUUAUUUAAAGAGUGCAAAAGUUUGGUCCAGAUGACAACAUACAGAAGAGUGCAUUACACACACAGACGAAGGCACAGUUCACCUUUUCCACAAUCCUUCAUUGCAAACAAAUGUUUCACUCUACAACAAAGACAGGAAAUGCGGGAAGGUGGGAGCUACAACAAAAACACAAUAGCAAGAACGAUGCCCGCUGCUCACAAACAAGACACACAGAAACUGACACAGACAAACACAAACAAGCCAACAAACCAACAAGCCAAGAGGCAUUGACAGGGAGACUGGCACAAGUCAAGAGUGACCAAACAAACACAGACAGAAGUGAGAAGGACAUAGUUAAAAUCUAUAGCAUGGCCUUCAAGGAUACAGAAAUGCUGAUCCAAGUGCCCAAAGUCCUUCCCAGGGCUCCACCUAUGCGAGCCGUGGAGAGAUCCAUAUACACAACAUCCAGCAGGGAAAGGGUUUAAGUAUGAAUAGACAAGUCAUGAGGUGGUGUUUAACGCGUUGUAAUCAUUCUCUUGGCAGCUGUAAGUCCAGCAAAAACGGCACGUUUUUGAAGUUUUAGA
This is a messenger RNA of Etheostoma cragini (Arkansas darter), 2863 nucleotides long. Its product is annotated as oocyte zinc finger protein XlCOF6-like. Gene Ontology annotation, cellular component: nucleus. The coding region runs from base 95 to 2254 and encodes 719 amino acids. The record is from RefSeq and is a predicted model, not a curated record. Gene Ontology annotation, molecular function: RNA polymerase II cis-regulatory region sequence-specific DNA binding; DNA-binding transcription factor activity, RNA polymerase II-specific. Gene Ontology annotation, biological process: regulation of transcription by RNA polymerase II; central nervous system development. The transcript is spliced from 5 exons. Lineage: Eukaryota; Metazoa; Chordata; Actinopteri; Perciformes; Percidae.